AUGAGGUUUUUUUCUCGCUGUCUUUUAAAUAGAUGUACCAUCUAUCGGGGAUCACAAUCAUUUUAUCACUCAAAAACUGGAGUGUAUGGCUAUAUUCCGCAGGAAACGACACACGUGGAGGUUCUCUCUCCAGAAACUGUCACCAAAAGGCUUCAGAAUCUUAAUGUUUAUACUUUAACGAAAAACUAUCGACAACAUGGACACAAAUUAGCAACAUUGGAUCCACUUGGCUUGAAGUCUUUACCUCUCUUCUCCCCUCUCUUUCUUUCUUUCUUUCUUUCUUCAGUCUCUUCUCCCCUCUCUUUCUUUCUUUCUUUCUUUCUUUCUUCAGUCUCUUCUCCCCUCUCUUUCUUUCUUUCUUUCUCAGUCUCUUCUCCCCUCUCUUUCUUUCUUUCUUUCUUCAGUCUCUUCUCCCCUCUCUUUCUUUCUUUCUUUCUCCAGUCUCUUCUCCCAUCUCUUUCUUUCUUUCUCCAGUCUCUUCUCCCAUCUCUUUCUUUCUUUCUUUCUCCAGUCUCUUCUCCCCUCUCUUUCUUUCUUUCUUUCUCCAGUCUCUUCUCCCCUCUCUUUCUUUCUUUCUUUCUCCAGUCUCUUCUCCCUCUCUUUCUUUCUUUCUUUCUCAGUCUCUUCUCCCUCUCUUUCUUUCUUUCUUUCUCAGUCUCUUCUCCCUCUCUUUCUUUCUUUCUUUCUUUCUUCUCCAGUUUCUUUCCCCUUUCUUUCUUUCUUUCUCCAGUCUCUUCUCCCUUCUCUUUUUUUUUCUUUCUUUCUUUCUCAGUUUCUUCUCCCCUUUCUUUCUUUCUUUCUCCAGUCUCUUCAGUUUCUCUUUCUUUCUUUCUUUCUUUCUCCAGUCUCUUCUCCCUUUCUUUUCUUUUUUCUUUCUUUCUUUCUUUCUUCAGUUUCUUCUCCCCUUUCUUUCUUUCUUUCUUCAGUUUCUUCUCCCCUCUCUUUCUUUCUUUUUUCAGUCUCUUCUCCCUUCUCUUUUUUUCUUUCUCCAGUCUCUUCUCCCUCUCUUUCUUUCUUUCUUUUUCCAGUCUCUUCUCCCUUCUCUUUCUUUCUUUCUUUCUCAGUCUCUUCUCCCCUCUUUCUUUCUUUCUUUUCUUUCUUUCUUUUCUCCAGUCUCUUCUCCCUCUCUUUCUUUCUUUCUUUCUCCAGUCUCUUCUCCCCUCUCUUUCUUUCUUUCUUUCUUUCUUUCUUUCUCCAGUCUCUUCUCCCCUCUUUCUUUCUUUCUUUCUUUCUUUCUCCAGUCUCUUCUCCCCUCUCUUUCUUUCUUUCUUUCUUUCUCCAGUCUCUUCUCCCCUCUCUUUCUUUCUUUCUUUCUUUCUCCAGUCUCUUCUCCCCUCUCUUUCUUUCUUUCUUUCUCCAGUUUCUUCUCCCUUUCUUUCUUUCUUUCUUUCUUUUUCUUUCUUUCUUUCUUUUCUUUAUCAGUCUCUUCUCCCUCUCUUUCUUUCUUUCUUUCUUUAUCCAGUCUCUUCUCCCCUCUUUCUUUCUUUCUUUCUUUCUUUAUCCAGUCUCUUCUCCCUCUCUUUCUUUCUUUCUUUCUUUCUCCAGUUUCUUCUCCCCUUUCUUUCUUUCUUUCUCCAGUCUCUUCUCCCUUCUCUUUCUUUCUUUCUUUCUUUCUCCAGUCUCUUCUCCCCUUUCUUUCUUUCUUUCUUUCUUUCUUUCUUUUCUUUUCUUUCUUCAGUCUCUUCUCCCCUCUCUUUCUUUCUUUCUUUCUCCAGUCUCUUCUCCCCCUCUUUCUUUCUUUCUUUCUUUCUCCAGUCUCUUCUCCCUCUCUUUCUUUCUUUCUUUCUCCAGUCUCUUCUCCCCUCUCUUUCUUUCUUUCUUUCUCCAGUCUCUUCUCCCCUCUCUUUCUUUCUUUCUUUCUCCAGUCUCUUCUCCCCUCUCUUUCUUUCUUUCUUUCUUUCUCCAGUCUCUUCUCCCCUCUCUUUCUUUCUUUCUUUCUUUUCUCAGUCUCUUCUCCCCUCUCUUUCUUUCUUUCUUUCUUUUCUCCAGUCUCUUCUCCCCUCUUUCUUUCUUUCUUUUUUUCUUUCUUUCUCCAGUCUCUUCUCCCUCUCUUUCUUUCUUUUCUUUCUUUCUUUCUCCAGUCUCUUCUCCCCUCUCUUUCUUUCUUUCUUUCUUUCUCAGUCUCUUCUCCCCUCUCUUUCUUUCUUUUUCUUUCUCCAGUCUCUUCUCCCUCUCUUUCUUUCUUCUCUUUUCUCUUUCUUUCUCCAGUCUCUUCUCCCCUCUCUUUCUUUCUCCAGUCUCUUCUCCCCUCUCUUUCUUUCUCCAGUCUCUUCUCCCCUCUCUUUUAUUCUUUUAUUUGGUCUCCUCUCCUCUCUUUCUUUCCUUCCCCACUCUUCUCUCUCCUUUCUUUCUUUCCUUCCCUGCUCUCCUCUGUACUGA
Acanthosepion pharaonis is the source of this 2379-nucleotide messenger RNA. Lineage: Eukaryota; Metazoa; Mollusca; Cephalopoda; Sepiida; Sepiidae. The record is from the annotation of a GenBank genome assembly.